UCCGUGGUGCACGCAUCUCCUCUCCUUCAGCGUGCUCCGCGCCCUUAUCGCCAGCCCGCGAGCCGCCGAGCCUGCGCAGGAGCCGACAACGUCGCGAACGUCGCGAACGGCUCAGGGGGUACCUCGGCAGGGAGGGGGGCUCUCGUAUGGACGCGCGGGGGCGACCGACGCCUGGCCGAGCACCCGCGUAGGCGCCGAUCGGUCGAGGACGAGAGUCCCCGCGACCCUAACCUCCACGGGAGCCCGGGAAGGGACCGAUCCCGGACCCUCGGGAACUCCCGCCGCUCCCGGUCGUCCUAACCCUCGGCCCUCGCGAGGCGCGGCCGCUCCGCUCGACUGCCCCGCCCACCGAGCGUUCAGCUGAUUUUGACAGCUGCCCCCUCUCCGCCACGCAGCCGCGAGGCCCCGGGUGGAGUUACUCGAGUGCUGUGUUCUUGUGCCCUGGGACCCGUGCCACCCCCGGAAGACCGACCAGAGGAUUCCAGUCGCGGGAAGGAUCGCCGAAGGACUCCCUGGAAGAGCGCGAAGACCGGGGAGAGGAAGCUCCCUCGGGAAGAGGACGAAGGAGGUCGAGACGGUCCGGUCGUGCCCCGUCGUAGCGCCAGCCCGAAAAUUCUCUUCUCAAAGCCCAAGAUGGACAUCGAGGUGCAGGUGGCGCUGAACUUCGUGAUAUCCUACCUGUACAACAAGCUACCUCGGCGCCGGGUGAACAUCUUCGGGGAGGAGCUGGAGAAGGCGCUGAAGGAGAAGUUCAAGGGCCACUGGUACCCGGAAAAGCCGUUCAAAGGAUCGGCCUUCAGGUGCCUGAAGACCGGCGACCCGGUGGACCCGGUCCUGGAGAGGGCCGCGAAGGAGAGCGGGGUGCCCAUUCAGGACAUCCUGGAGAACCUGCCGGCCGAGCUGGCGGUCUGGGUCGACCCCGGCGAGGUCAGCUACAGGAUCGGCGAGAAGAGCGCCGUGAAGAUCCUCUACUCGGAGACGGCCGACCCUCACGACGAGACCUCGGCUGACCGCGAGGUGACCAAGACCUUCAACCCCGAGGCCCAGUGCUUCAGGCCCAUCGAGGCCGUCGGCACGUCGCUCGGCGGGUUGAGCCUCAGCCCCAAGUCCACCUCGCCGUUCCCCUCCUCCAUCGGCAGCAACGCCAGCAACGGCUCGUCCAACAACCAGCAGAGCGGCCACGGGUCCGGGUCCUCGUCGGCGCCCUCGCCGACGCCCAUCGGUGGCUCUUUCAAGGGCUCCCCCAGCCCCGUGCCGGCCUUCAUCCCCCGCACGACGGCGCCGCUCACCUUCACCACGGCCACCUUCGCCCAGACCAAGUUCGGCAGCACCAAGCUCAAGACCAGCAGCAAGAGGGCCAACAGGAUGUCGCCGACCGAGUUCUCCAACUACAUAAAGCAGCGGGCGAUGCAGCAGCAGAUCCACCACCACCACCAUCAUCACCAGCAGCAACAGCAGCAGCAGCAGCAGGGGCUGCCGGUGUCGCAGAGCUCCCCCAGCAGCCGAUCGCUGUCGCCGGGCCUGGUGGCCGGCGGGCAGCACACCGACCCGAGUGCGUACUUCUUCCAGCACGGGCCGUACCAUCCGCAGUUCCCCCAACGCAACAUCUUCGACUCCACGAGCCACGGGUACCUGCCCGACCUGUACGGGGCCAAGUUCCCAUCGUCGUACCUGGACCCCGGCUCGCUGGGCCACCAGUUCUACGGAGGAGUGGGCACGUCCCAGGCCUCCGGGAACCUGGGGCCCGUGGGCUCCGGCAGCGCCUCCGCCCCCGGCCAGCAGGAAAAGACCCUCGUCGAGGGCCUGAACAACUUCGGGCUCGGCUCCGUCGCCCCGUACCCUGCCAGCCAGUACCAGCACCUCCUGGUGGCCAACUAAUACCGAGACAGGGUGGGGCUGCGCCUGCGUGCACCGUGUCCAUCCUCGGUGAUGUGAUCGAGCGAGGGAGAGGGCGAGGGCAGAGCACCGCGCAGAGAUAGAGAUCGAGACAGAGGACUUCCUCGUCCGCGUUGGUGAUCCUACCGCAACGACGCAACCUCCACCGUCCUACACCCCAGAAAGUGGAUCCGCGAUCCCCGACCCACGCCGGUCCCGAGCUGGCCCGACCAUCGGCUACCCAUGGCCCAUCGCCGGGCCAGCUCCGGGGCCAGGGGGAGGGAACCACCGGAAACUGGACACCGAUACCGUGAAAGAGACAGAGACGGAGGGCGCGAGAGGAAGGGGCGGGUUUCCGCCGAAAGGAAAGCGGGCAAAAAUCGGAGAGGGGAGAGGGAAGGGGUCUGGAGCUUUGGGAGAUCCACCGAACAUCCGAUACGGACCUGAAAUGCGAGCUUGGCCGGCGAGCGGACUCCGCGUCCCGGUCUCGGCGUCCUCGCCGAGGGCCCGCCAAGCUUCUCUGGGACAGUAAAAAUAUUACCACGUGUAAUAAUUUAUUUUUUCACUGGAAUAGUCGAAGAAUAAUAUAUCUGUAGAGAGCCUAUGUAUAUUAUAUUCAGAAUAUGCACUUGGGGCCUCGCCCUGUCGCCGGCGCCCGGGGGUGCCCCGCGCUCCCUCGUCGGUGCUCGGCGAGCCCGUGUCCUCGGUACGAUCUUACAUUUUAUUUUUAUAACGAAGCAAGGUAGACGUAGAGGCGCGUCCGCGGGUCGCCGCGGCGCCGGCGUCGAACGUCCAGGCCGCGUCCCGGGACGCCGCUCAUCCCCUUCGAGGGUUGACCGGACGCCGCCGCCCCCGGCGGCCUCUCGCGGAACCAUUUAGGCGAAUUAACGUUAUUAAGGCCGCGACGCCCUCGCCGUCGCGGGGGUGCCGCCGCCUCCCCCCGUCCCGGGGGACCGGCCCGCCCCCCGACGCCGGCGUCGCGACGGAGGUGCCGCGAGCCGCGGGCCGGGCACUAGGUGCUAAAAGUAUUAAACGUUAUCCUGGCAUCGCGAUACUGAUUGGGCGCCCCCCUACCCCGGGUCCCUCCUCUCGUGGGGACUUCCAGGACUCGCCCGAAAUCUAUCGCCCUUCUUGAUUUUUUCUUUUUUAUCAAAUGGAAACAUCUACUUUUUAUAUUACGAGAUAGCGGGGGAGGUCGUUGGUAACGUAAUCGGUGACUCCGGAAGAGUCCAGCGGGGGAUUGCCCAGAUUUUGUAGAGCUCGGUUUAAAUAUCCAUAUUUGAUUCUCUCCGGGAAGCUCCCAGGAGAGGGAACCCUAGGAGGGGGGCACGGGUCGAAAAACAAGGUGGAAACACUUCGGAACUAAGGGUAGAAAGGCAAAGAGUCGAGAGGGUUUCGAGGGGACGGGGGAAGACGAUCGAGAGAAAGAGGCAGUACCCUGUAAUAAUAUCUAAACUUAAUUAUACUAUUAAAGAUACGUACGACUGUGGUAGCUAUGCUAGUACCUGCUAUUGUUAAAGAGAACGACGGAACGACGAGGAAACACAAUGAAGGGCUCGACGAGAGGGGGGUGGGGGGUACCUUCGGAGAGGAGGGCGGGAAAAAUAAAUUCGUCGAGUCUUAGGAAUUGGCGUGAAAGGUGUCAUUGCAGCCGCGUUUGAUCGAACCACCCCCUCCUAAGGGGGGGUUUCACCCAACCCCCUGGGGGUUGAAAGGGAGACGAGGGUCGGUGAAAUUUAAGGACAUUUUUUUUUGCCGCGAGCGCUCCGAUCCCCCUUUCUCUUGAGGGGCGGGAUCCUUUCUCCUGGAUUUUCUUCCCCCUCAAGUUUAGGAGGGGAUGGAGCGCCGCGCGAUUACGAUCGAAGUUUCGGAAGGGAAGAUGCACACGGUGGCAACUAAUUUUUGCAAUAAGUCGCGAAUCAAAUGGAAUCCCGGCUUGGGACGAGAGGCUAGCAGCUCUUUGUCGCAGCGAAGAAAUCAAACCACGAUGUAUACUCUUUGAGAAGCUCGCGAAGGCUGGACGAGGAGGGGGGGCAGGAAAAAAAAUUUCCUUUCGGCAAGGUGGAAUUAUGCAGGAAAAAUCGCCAGGGGAGGGAGCGAUCCCUCCGGGGCGGAGAAUACAGAGGGGUGGAGGAACGCACGAGUAGGAGGAAGAGAGAUACAUUGAGAACACAAAACAUAUAGUAUUAUACAUUUACAAUACGAUUAUAUAUGAACACUUUAUAAAGAAUUACGCAUAGUUUUCCAUAACUACUGGAUGUACUCGUUAGAGGGAUUUAAGGAACACCGAUUACACGUUUUAACGGUGUAUACACGUACACACUGUUCGUACACCCGUGUGCACGGAUGAGCAUCCGACACGGCGACGAGACACGGGACGAUCCGGAUCACGGAUGUUAACUAUUAAACAGGAACAACGCAAAUCGGUAAUCUGUCUUUAAAGAAUAUCAAGUGUCUAUUAUAGCGAUCGAUAUUGUCUACGUAACGAUUUAAUGAAAAAAAAAAAAGUAACAUGGUACGUCGUGUAGCUCGUAGUCAUAUUGAAUACCGCAUACGCUAUAUUCUUAUACUUAGACGUGCAGGGGCCGCUGGUAGACGAGGGGACAGGGGGUGGAUUUCCGAAAUCGGGAGCACGUGGCGAAAAUCUAUGGAAAACUCGAGGCAACUUUGUCCGAUCGAUCGUUUGAACGGAUAGAGGUUUUACAUUUUUUUUUCAAAAUUGUUUAGCAAAAAAUGACCGAUCGAGAAGGUAGGAUUUUUAUUUUUUAAUAUUCUCGAUGUAGCAAGAAGUAGAAUCUGGAUUUACAGGGACACUCGGUCGGAACGAAGUCUCGAAGAAUUCCGAUUAAAAGAUGCUCCAGGAUCGGCCAGGAAGUGGGGGAUAAUUAAAAGCUCGGUACACUCUCUGUCAUGUAAAUAGUUAAACGGAAUACACGGAGACGAAUGACGGACCGAGACGAGACGAGAUUGGGACGCGUUUAAACAACGGUGUAACUUUUUCCACUUUUCCCUCACCGACGUGCAAGCUACACACGGACACGUACACACACACGCGCGCGUACGUGCGUACACGAGAACACACCCCUACGACCCAACCUAUCGAUUAUUACCGAGUAAUGAAUUAUAAACAAGAGGAUGAUAAUUAGAUUUGUAAUUAAUUAUAUAUAUUUUUCAAUACUUUAACUACUCGCUGUAUGUAAACUACGCUAUACAUAUAUAUAUAUAAUAUAUAUAGGUGUAUGACGUUGUAUACGCGAAUAUUAUGUAUAUCGGCAACGUAUAUAUGUAAUAUUUGGUGUAUACCGGGUACCAUAUAGCGCCGUACCUUCGAUAGCGAGAAACAAGGAGAACGGGGGGAGAAAGAGAGGAUCGCGAUAAGGCGAAAAGGCGAGUCCUUACGGGGAGGACGAGGGAGACGCCGUUGCGAUUCGUGUCGACGCGAGAGGAGAGAAAACCCCAAAACCUUUUUUUACACCCCAAAACGCCACAUCUGUCCGACCUGCCCUACGUUCGGAGGAUUUCCAAAUUUCCCAUUUUUUAGUCGGACUUUAUAGAAACCGUUAUUUUGACUUUAAAGGUACUCCUUCGCAAUCGUGACGAGGGUUGCCUCGUGAGAGACGAUUAUGGCUAAUUAACACCUCGGGUUGAUUUCUAAUUUUCUUUUUGCUUAAAAUUUCCGUACCCCUCAUUUCGGCCGGACAACGAUCCGAGUUCGAAUACCGCUUUCGCAAGUUUCUACCUCAUAGUCUCGAGAUUUUGUACGCGAAGGGAUAAACCAUGUCCGAUUCGGGAAAAGUAACGAAAACUGGAGCAAAAAUGUCGGGCGUCUCGUGGUUCGAUACUUUCUACUUUGUACUCGUAGUAUCGUUGUUUCCCUAUCACCCACUCGACGUACUAGAUAUUCGCAAGGAAGUCGGAAAAUAAAAGAAAUUCUCUCGAGUCGCUAGAAUGCCGGAUCCUAGAAUUUCUCAAAAAAGAAAAAAAAACCUCGACAAUUCUUUCUAGACCGGGAAAAUAAAAAAAAUGACGAACGCCCUCGUCGCGACGUCAGGAUUUUAUUUUUUAAUAUUAGCGUCUACGCGACGACAUAAAGUAGACGUUGAGGAAAGAAAAAGGGAUACGCGAAAGACGAAGUAGGCUGCCCUGAUUUUUUUUUCUUCCGCAAGUUCCCGGGGAUUUUUUUUUUUAUCGAACUUGAAUUUCCCGCCACCUCUCCCAGGAGAGGGAUUUUUUUCGUUUCCUCGUUUCUCCGGUCCACAGUCCCCGGAGGUACAUCGUUGGCUUUCGAUUUUGUUCCUUUAUUUUUAUACGACCCUUGAGAAAGGGAGGGAGGGAGGUGCGAGGAGGGGGUACAAUUAAAUACAUAUAAAUAUAUAUAUAUAUACACACCGGAGGAAGAAAAAGAUAUGUACUGCUUCUACCAACUACUAGUAUAGUUAGCGUUGUCGUUCUUACUUUAAUACCUACGGAAGGAGUAAUCUUAAGGCCCUUUUUCAUAGUUUGUUAUCGUUGUUUUGUAUGAUAAUUGCAUAGAGACUAGCGAGUGCGAGCGAAAGGGAAGGGGGGAGAGAGAGGGAGAGAGCGAAAGAGCGAGUGCCGGGAGUGCGAGUGCGAGAGAGAAAGGGAGAGUGUGCCGGAUACUAUAUUUUUGUUAACCGAUAAUACAGUGAUUUGAUAACUUUGCACUAGCCGUUCUCGAUUGGCUCUUUUCUUUCUCUUUCAUACUGUUCAUUUUACGUGUACACAUAUAUACAUAUACAUAUACAUAUAUAUAUAUAAACGAUUAUAAAUACUAUACAUAUAUAUAACACGUGUGCGUGUACCGCUACCUUAUGCAUAGAUGAAACACGUCUUUUUCGUUUGGAGCAUGGUUUACCGAGUUGGAUUCUAUACAUAAAAAAAAUGAUACAUGUCGAGCGAGCGAAGAGACGGAGAAAGAGGGAGAGAGCGAGAAAACGCGCGAGGAGAAGAGGAUUCGAGCGGAGGGGAAGGAAAAAAAAAUGGGAAAAGAGAGGGCUCGAUGAAGCAAGUAUCGCUCGCGCGCGAGAGCGACAGAGGGAGAGAGGAAAAA
Molecule: messenger RNA, 6946 nt
Organism: Orussus abietinus
Lineage: Eukaryota; Metazoa; Arthropoda; Insecta; Hymenoptera; Orussidae
Product: protein Tob1
Exons: 3
Coding region: 634-1878 (414 amino acids)
Biological process (GO): regulation of gene expression
Cellular component (GO): nucleus; cytoplasm
Molecular function (GO): transcription corepressor activity
Source: RefSeq, a predicted model, not a curated record